Molecule: messenger RNA, 3210 nt
Organism: Quercus robur (English oak)
Lineage: Eukaryota; Viridiplantae; Streptophyta; Magnoliopsida; Fagales; Fagaceae
Exons: 16
Coding region: 212-2704 (830 amino acids)
Biological process (GO): protein phosphorylation
Molecular function (GO): protein kinase activity; ATP binding
Source: RefSeq, a predicted model, not a curated record
UCAAGCGCGCUCUCUCACAGUCACUGAGCACCACAUUCUACACACCUCGCUGUUCCCAUACCAUCCAUUCACUCACAUCACAUGUUUCAAAUUUUCAAUCACAAAACAAACUUAUUAUUUAUUAACCCCCAAAAAAUAAAAGAAAUAUUUUAACUUUUAAUUAUCGAAAUUGAACCACCGUUUCUUUCUUUCUUUUCACUGUUGGUCACCAAUGGCGACGGCACCGUUAUUUUCGCCGUCGACUCCAAUCUCUGCUCGGCGCUGCUACUCGACGCGAGCGCAAGCCUUCAAAACGACGACGUCGAUUAAGAAGGGACGCGUGGUAGGGAAUUUGGGACACUUGGGCGAGGUGGUUCGCAAGGACGUGGAUUUUCUGAAGAAAGGUAUAAGAAGAGGAAUGGAGUGGGCGAACGAAGCUCUUCAAGUUCGUCGUGUAUCCAAAACCCUAGACGACCUCUUGUGGCUUCGCCACCUCGAAGAGCCUCAGGCUCCUACAUUGGAGCCUCGGCCUUGGCCUCAACCUUGCUAUCCAGAAUUGUCUGGUGUGGAUUUGUUCAUGGCUGAUCUCAAAGCGUUGGAGGCUUACGCUGGUUAUUUCUACUAUCUUUCUAAGAUUUGGUCUAAGCCGCUUCCUGAAGUCUAUGAUCCACAAUAUGUUGAUGACUAUUUUGGUUGCAGGCCUCAUCUAGUGGCUUUUCGACUUCUUGAGGUAUUUUCCUCCUUUGCAUCUGCUGCAAUCAGAAUUCGAGCCUCUGGGAUUAGAAAGUACUUAAAAUUGAGAUCAGAUAAGGAUAUUGACGGGAACAUAUCACAAUACAAAUUUGGAAUGGUGUUAAAAGAGACAAUGCUAAGCCUGGGUCCCACCUUCAUCAAAGUUGGUCAGUCCCUUUCCACAAGGCCAGAUAUUAUUGGUACUGAGAUUUCCAAGGCAUUGUCUGAGCUGCACGAUCAAAUACCUCCUUUUCCCAGGAAUGUCGCUAUGAAAAUUAUUGAGGAGGAAUUUGGUUCUCCUGUGGAAUCAUUCUUUAGCUACAUCUCUAAUGAACCUGUAGCUGCAGCGUCAUUUGGUCAGGUCUACCGUGGGAGUACUCUUGAUGGAGUUAGUGUUGCUGUGAAAGUUCAGCGUCCUAAUUUGCGUCAUCUGGUUGUGCGGGAUGUCUAUAUUCUUCGCCUUGGGCUGGGGCUAUUGCAAAGGAUAGCAAAGAGAAAAAGUGACCUCCGCUUAUAUGCUGAUGAGCUUGGGAAAGGUUUGGUUGGGGAAUUGGAUUACACUUUAGAGGCUGCAAAUGCUACAAAGUUUCUGGAAGCUCAUUUGCCCUUUCCAUUUAUUCGUGUGCCAAAAGUGUUUCAACAUUUGACUCGAAAGAGAGUUUUGACUAUGGAGUGGAUAAUUGGUGAAAGUCCAACUGAUUUACUUUCUGUAUCUACUGGAAACUCCAUUGAUCAUGGUUCUCGAUAUACAGAGAGGCAGCAAUUUGAUGCGAAAAGGCGUCUUCUUGAUCUGGUGAACAAAGGAGUGGAGGCAUCAUUAGUUCAACUCCUUGAAACAGGCUUAUUGCAUGCUGAUCCACAUCCAGGAAACUUGCGUUACACAUCCACAGGGCAAAUAGGGUUUCUGGAUUUUGGUUUGCUAUGUCAGAUGGAAAAGAAGCAUCAAUAUGCUAUGCUUGCAUCCAUAGUGCACAUAGUAAAUGGGGAUUGGGAAUCCCUUGUUCGUGCUCUGACUGAAAUGGAUGUUGUGAGGCCAGGGACUAACAUCCGACGUGUUACAAUGGAUCUGGAAUAUGCCUUGGGAGAAGUAGAAUUUAGAGAUGGAAUUCCUGAUGUGAAGUUCAGCAGGGUUCUGGGAAAAAUCUGGUCUGUGGCCCUCAAAUAUCAGUUUCGCAUGCCACCAUACUACACCCUUGUCCUGCGUUCUCUUGCUUCCUUGGAAGGUUUGGCAGUAGCAGCAGAUAAAAAUUUUAAGACAUUUGAAGCUGCAUACCCAUACGUUGUUCAGAAACUUCUCACUGAUAAUUCAGCUGCAACAAAGAGGAUUUUACAUUCGGUUGUCUUAAACAGAAAGAAGGAAUUCCAGUGGCAGAGGCUUGCUCUCUUCUUAAGAGUAGGUGCAACUAGGAAAGGCUUGCCCAAGGUGAUAGUAUCAAACAAUGAGACUUCCCUUGACUAUGUACCAAAUAGGGAAUAUGAUGUUGCAAACUUGAUCUUGAGGCUUUUACCAUCUAAAGAUGGUGCUGUGCUAAGAAGACUCUUAAUGACUGCAGAUGGAGCUUCACUAAUCCAAGCAAUGGUUUCCAAGGAGGCCAAAUUCUUCCGCCAGCAACUCUGCAGGGUCAUUGCUGACAUAUUGUACCAAUGGAUGUGCGAAGCACUUGGACAAGAUGUUAGAAUAACCCAAUACAGUUCCCAGGUGAGAUUAGUGACGGGACCUGACAACAGAGAGCUACGUCCAUCUUCCAGAUUAUCUACACCCAUAUGUGAUUAUAAGUCCAUCUUGAGAGAUCGGCGGCUCAAAGUAAUUUUUCUGGCGGUACUAAACUCCAUGAGGAGAGAUCUGGUAUUGACCGUGAGGUUCUGCUGGGCUUCCUUUGUAAUGUUUGUCACAGCUUCUGCUUUGGCUUGUCAUCGGAUUUUAGUCUCUUUGUCCGAAACUUACAUUGGACCAGUACCAUUUGCUCCCAGGCAAUUUGCUGUCAGUGCUUGAUAUUUCAUCAAACCCUUUCAAAAAGCCUCUUUUGAAGAAAGAUUGAAUGCAGACAUCAUCACCUGGAGUGCAUCUUUAACCCUUCAGUAAUUUUAUAAAACUAAGAUGAUCAGAGCUACUCUUUUGGAAAAAAGGCCGACAAGUAGAUAGUGUAUAUGGCUUACUGUCAGAUUUAUGGUUUGAGUGCCACACUGAUAUCUGUGUUGCUACUUGCUCUCAGAUCCAAAAUAUGUUCCCUGUAUUCAAAAAAAAAAAUUUGGGUUACAUCAAUGUUGAUAUUGGUGAUUGGCAUUGCAUGCUGUUAAAAGGCAUAUACAUGGUGAGACUUGUGGAUAGUUGCAUCAACAGCUAAAGCUUUCUACAUGCUCUAAAUAUAUAAAGCUAGGCAGAGAGAGAGCGUGGGAGCUUAUAAAUGUUUGUACCAUUGGUAAUGUAAACAAAUAAUUUGGUAGUGAAUGUUGCAGAACAACUCUAGGUAUAAUCAAUUUUUGCUACAAAUUCUUACA